GUAUUGUUCAAGGAUGGUAUUCAUUUAAAGAUUUGAAACCAUACUUUCCAAAUCCACUUACAGGAGUUCAAAUUGAUGGUAAAGAUUUGGUUGAAAAUGAUCCAGUGACCUAUUUAUAUUGUUUAUGGGAAUUGAAUUCAAAGGAUUUUGUAAAUGAACAAGUUCCAUUUACAAGAGAGAAAUUGAUUUGUUUAAUUCCAAUCAUUUUCUCUGCACUAGACCAAAAUGAUCCUGUAACUGCUUUACAAUACAUGAAAUUAUUUGUAAAGCAUUAUCCUAAAGUUAAACAAUUAUACAUAACAUCAGCUCAAGGUAGUGAUGAAUUUUCAUUGGAAUCAAGUUGGACAAAAGUUUUAGGUAAAGUUUACACUGAGAAUGAAUUUGAUUCGUGUUUAGAUUGGGAAACUGAACUACCUGUAAACCUAAAUGGAAUGUACAAUAUUUUUAAAACACAUGCAGACCACCAAACAAUUGAAGAUCAAUGGAAAGUACUCUCAGUUAUUGAAGAGGAAGAAAAAAAAACACCAUCCAAUCCUUAUAUUUUAGUAUUUAAGGGAUAUUUUGGAGAUAGUGCUAAAGAUUUUAUUUAUGGAUCCAAAUGUUUAGAACUCUUAGCCAAAUCACCUGCCAAAGUUGAAUUAUUGAAAAGAACUGAGAAAUUUAAUGUAUUCAAGAAUGAACAACCAUCCAACCUUGAAAUAAUCAAAGAUUUCAAAUUCUUUCCUCUAUUAUUUUGGAAAUGUGUAGUCUUAUCAAAACAGGAAGAUCCACGAAUGGCAGUAGAAUUAUUCAAACAAGUGGAAUAUUAUUCAAAAAAACAAACUCAUUUCCCAUUAUUACUCUUGAAAAUGACUUUAGAAUUCAGAUUUGCCAAUGAUGAAGAGGUAUUACGUAUUUUCCAAUUGAUGGAACCAUUCGAAUCACAAACUAAUCUUGUCCUUCUAGUCAGUGCAACAAACUAUGCUUGCAUGUCAAUGAAAAAUCUAGGAUUAGAACAGGAAAUUGUUCCAAUGUUGGAAAAAUUUAUUGAGAAAUAUGGCAAGGAAAGUAAUUUUACAACUAUUCUCAAUUACUAUAAAAAAUUAAGAUUCUGUUUCACUGAUUCCAAUUAUGAUCAAGUUAACCGUGAUAUGUGGUACGAAUUCAUUGGUAUUGAUUCUGAACAAAUGGUCCAUUCUUUUAUUAAGAGAAAGAAGGAAAAGUAUAUGGAAAAUUGUGGAGAAUCUACUUUACUCUCCCACUGGAGACCAAAAAGAACACGUGUAUUUAGCUUAUGGUACAGUAAUCCAGACGAGUUAACCAAUGAGGAAUGGUCUGCAACCACUGGUUACCCUAUUGAUUAUUUUGAAACUGUCAGACGUCUGUGGCUUUAA
Messenger RNA from Naegleria gruberi, 1373 nucleotides. RefSeq lists its product as uncharacterized. The annotation marks the transcript as partial. The transcript has 3 exons. The record is from RefSeq and is a predicted model, not a curated record. Lineage: Eukaryota; Heterolobosea; Eutetramitea; Acrasida; Naegleriidae.